AUGUCUUGUUUAUCUACCCACCUUGUGACUGCUUCUGACAAGAAAACAUUAACUGACGACUAUUACAAAUGGCACAAUAAAUUAUCUGGUCUACCAAGUCCAUUGACAGAUGAAAUUCGUUCCAGUUUAUAUAAAAGAUAUAAGAAAAAAACUGGGCUCGAUCCCUGGAUAAAGUCUGAAACUCCCGAAAAGACUGAUAAUCACCUUUCACAGGACUGUGUUAUCAAAAUUUCUAAGUUUCCGGAAGAGAAAAAAGCUAAAUGUCCGAUAUGUAAAGAGAAAGUUAUAAUCGCCAUACAGAGCUUACUGGAAAUUCAAGUAAGUGUACCUAACAAAACCCGCUUUUAUCAGCCAGAGGCUAGCUUACGCCAAUAUGCCAUCGAACAUGGAAUGGAUCCCAAGAAAUUUUCGGUGAUUACUGAGGCUGAGAAAAAUAGAUGGGUUGGGGGAUGCUUCCGUGGUGACCUGGAGAGAGAUAUACGCUAUUAUCAAGGUGGAAUAAAGAGAAAGGAAGACCCUAGAAAAUAUCAUAAAUUUUUAACAGAUCAGGAAAGGCUAGUCG
Diversispora eburnea is the source of this 562-nucleotide messenger RNA. Lineage: Eukaryota; Fungi; Glomeromycota; Glomeromycetes; Diversisporales; Diversisporaceae. The record is from the annotation of a GenBank genome assembly.